GAGGAAAAAGAAAUGGAGGACGACAAUAAUAAUAACACCAACACAAACGUGAUCGCACCUUUUGUUGUGAAGACAUAUCAGAUGGUCAACGACCCUUCGACCGAUUGGCUCAUCACUUGGGGGCCUGCACACAACAGCUUCAUCGUCGUUGAUCCUCUCGACUUCUCUCAACGAAUCUUGCCUGCGUAUUUCAAACACAACAAUUUCAGCAGCUUUGUUCGUCAACUCAACACCUAUGGGUUUAGGAAAGUGGAUCCAGACCGGUGGGAGUUUGCGAACGAGCAUUUUCUCAGAGGACAGAAGCACCUGCUCAAGAACAUAGCGCGUAGGAAACACGCGCGUGGGAUGGUAUACGGCCAGGAGAUGGAGGACGGUGAGAUCGUGAGGGAGAUCGAACGGUUGAAAGAUGAGCAGAGAGAUCUUGAGUCAGAGAUUCAGAGGAUGAACCAAAGGAUCGAGGCGACGGAGAAGCGGCCGGAGCAGAUGAUGGCGUUUCUGUACAAGGUCGUUGAGGAUCCCGACCUCCUCCCGAGGAUGAUGCUCGAGAAAGAGCGGACAAAGCUAGUCUCCGACAAGAAGAAGCGUCGUGUCACGGUGAAGUCAGAGGACGAGGAAGAAAACGGAAGGGUCUUUGGGAUUAUUUCACCGACACCGUCUCCGCCGGAGAAUCUUUACCGGACUCAGUCGCCGGAGAAUUCUAUGGGAUGGGUUGUUCCGAUGCAGAAGCCGGGCAACUUUGGUAGUUACAACGAGACUGGUCUGAUUUCCACUUCGUCGACGUCAUCAUCGUUAACGUCGACGCUGUCGCUGCCGGAGAGCGUAAACGGAGGCGGCGGAGGAUGUGGGAGUAUUCAGGGAGAAACAAGAUACAAAGAUGCGGCGACGUUUGGAGGAGUGGUAGAGUCAAAUCCACAAACACCGCCUUAUCCGUUUUCUUUGUUUCGAGGUGGCUUUUAGUCUUUUAGCUUCACAUGAUAUAUGAUCUUUGUUUCUUAUCUAUUAUUUUUUGUUUUUUUGUUUUUUUGUUUUUCUUACCUAAUAAUGUAUAACCACCAGAAAAGGUAGAUCGAUUGUUGUUAGUGACAGGGAGACAGAGUCAGUAGUCAUAUCGUUUUAUAGAAAGUUGACAGUAUAUAUUUUCUGAUUAUAUUGUUAAAAGUUCAUUCA
Messenger RNA from Brassica napus (rape), 1167 nucleotides. RefSeq names its product heat stress transcription factor C-1-like. The coding region runs from base 13 to 957 and encodes 314 amino acids. Gene Ontology annotation, molecular function: DNA-binding transcription factor activity; RNA polymerase II cis-regulatory region sequence-specific DNA binding. Gene Ontology annotation, cellular component: nucleus. NCBI's taxonomy places the organism in Eukaryota, Viridiplantae, Streptophyta, Magnoliopsida, Brassicales, Brassicaceae. The record is from RefSeq and is a predicted model, not a curated record. The transcript has 2 exons. Gene Ontology annotation, biological process: regulation of transcription by RNA polymerase II.